CAAGAUGGUGGAGCAAAUCUAUACAGUUGACAUGGAGACGCUUAGCUUGUAUUGAACAAAUAGACGAUUCGCGUCGACGAUUCAACGUUGUGUGUUCGGAGCGCGCGGAACGCGAUUCUCGCGGUGCAUACAAUAUUAGCUUCAACGAUGCGUUGCCUUGUAUACGAAGGGCUUUAGUUUCGACGAUUUACGUUGCUUUGUGUCCGAAGGGCCUAAGACAUGUUGUGAAUAUUGAAGUGGAAAACGAUUAAGUAGAACUUAUUACAACAUUUUUCAUUAGUGCAUUGUUUCAAGUGGAUAACAGUCGUUCAUAUAAAGUGGAGACAUUUGAACAAUGAUUAUGUGCUUAAAAUGGAAUAUGAGUGGAGUGUAAUUAGAGCUCAAGUGCCUACGUAUGCGAUUCUGUAAAGAUUUGGAGAGAUCAAGAGCAUUGCUGUGCGGUAUACAAUGAUUGUGUAACUUUGUAUAAAAUGGAUAAAGUGGAUAUAAUAGUUAUUGGUGCUACAGGCUUCACAGGAAAACAUGUUGUUCAACUGUUAGCCGCGUUUAAGAAACAUGACACAUAUAAAACAAUAACAUGGGGGAUAUCUGGCAGAUCGAAGGAGAAAGUGAAUAACUUGCUGUCAGAGAUUGAAGAAUAUGAUGUUGACGUUACGAAAAUUCUAACAAUAAUAAGUGACGUCAAAGAUGAUAGCAUUUGUAAUGUAACGAAGAGGGCUAGAAUUGUUAUAAAUUGUACGGGACCCAAUACUUUACUAAGCGAAUACAUAGUGAAAGCGUGUGUACACACUGGAACACAUUACGUUGAUAUAUCCGCGGAAUUGUACCACAUGCUGAAUGUAUACAGAGCGUACCACAAACGGGCAGAAGAGGCUGGCGUGCUAAUAGUACCGAGUUGUGGUUUUGCAUCCAUACCAACUUCUACAGGACUUAUAAUAUUGGAUAGACAUUUUAAAGGGUCAUUGCAUACCGCCGAAUGUUACGUCGAAUUACAUAUACCUAGAGAAUGUUACUACGGUGGUAGGAAUAAAACAUUAGUACACUACGGUACUUGGGAGGCUUUUGUAUUUGAAAUGACAAAUAUGAAGAAGUUUAAAGAUUUAAAGAAAGAGACAUUUCCUGAAGCCAUAAAUGAAUCUGUACCGACGGAAAUAAAGAAAUCAUUUUUCCAUAAACACGAAAGAAAAUGGUGGUUCCCUUAUCCAGGACCGGACUAUGAAGUCGACUCAAUGGCUCAGAUAUAUUUUCAAGAAAAAAAAGGAAAGAAACCGAUACAUUUUAGGGCUUACACUACGAUGCCAUUACUCAUUCAUUUUUUAAUUAUCCCUUUAGUUUUCAUCGCAUAUUUUCUAUGUAAAUUGAAAUGCUUUAGAAACCUAAUGUGGAAGCACCCUGGCUUCUUUUCCUUUGGUUUAAUGUCACAUAAGGGGCCAACGGAAAAACUGAAGAAUGAUUUGAAAUACACGUUCACUCUAAUAGGAAAAGGAAGCGAUCCGACUACGAAAGAGCAUAUCGUAAAGAUAACAGGAUCUGACCCGGCGUACAAAUCUACGGCGACGACCGCUCUUUUCUCUGCGGUUACAAUAUUAUUGGAAGGAUCCAAAACACCAAAGGGAGGUGUGCUGAUGCCAGAGUGUGCUUUUUACGAAACAGAUAUAGUUGAGCGUUUAAAAAGCAAUGGUAUUGAUUACGAAAUUGUAGAUAAACUGCCUAAUGGAAAAACAUAAUAUGAAAGUACAUACAUAUUGUAUAACAAUAUCGUUAAUUAAGUUGAUGAAUAUAUUUAGUUUUAUUAAAUAAUUGUUUAUAUAAUAACAAUUUUAUUUACUUAG
Messenger RNA from Papilio xuthus (Asian swallowtail), 1832 nucleotides. Its product is annotated as saccharopine dehydrogenase-like oxidoreductase. Gene Ontology annotation, cellular component: lipid droplet; plasma membrane; mitochondrion. Gene Ontology annotation, biological process: glycolipid biosynthetic process. The transcript is spliced from 8 exons. NCBI's taxonomy places the organism in Eukaryota, Metazoa, Arthropoda, Insecta, Lepidoptera, Papilionidae. Bases 471 to 1727 code for a protein of 418 amino acids. The record is from RefSeq and is a predicted model, not a curated record.